Molecule: messenger RNA, 1095 nt
Organism: Pestalotiopsis fici W106-1
Lineage: Eukaryota; Fungi; Ascomycota; Sordariomycetes; Amphisphaeriales; Sporocadaceae
Exons: 1
Coding region: 1-1095 (364 amino acids)
Molecular function (GO): NADPH dehydrogenase activity; FMN binding
Source: RefSeq, a predicted model, not a curated record
AUGGACAACUCGAGACUUUUCAAGCCCAUCUUCGUUGGUGACAUGAAGCUCACCCACCGGAUCGGACUGUGCCCUUUAACGAGAAAUCGGUCUUCCGACGAGCAUGUGCCGCUCGACCUGGUGACAGAGUACUAUAGACAACGCAGCUCUGUUCCUGGCACUUUACUCAUUUCCGAAGGCACCUUCAUCUCAGCUGAAGAUGGCGGCAUGAACAAUGUUCCUGGAAUAUACAAUCAGGCGCAGAUUGAGGCGUGGAAGAAAGUCACGGACGCCGUCCACGCCAACGGGAGUUACAUCUUCUGCCAGCUGUGGGCCCUGGGACGUGCUGCUACCAUCGAGGUGGCGGAGCGUGAAGGCUUUCCUAUUGCAAGCUCUAGCGCCAUCCCAAUUGACUUGGACUCACCUGUACCCCAGGAGCUGACUGCCGAUGACAUCAAACGCAAAGUCCAAAACUAUGCCUCCGCCGCGAAGAAAGCUAUCGAGGCUGGCUUUGACGGAGUCGAGCUGCACGCCGCCAAUGGCUACCUCAUUGACCAGUUUAUCCAAGAUACAUGCAACCAGCGGGGCGACCAAUACGGAGGAUCCGUCGAGAAUUGUACUCGCUUCGCCGUCGAGGUCGCCCAGGCUGUAGUGGAUGCCGUCGGGUGCAGGAAGGUUGGCAUUCGCUUCAGCCCUUGGAGCCACUUCCAAGGCAUGAGAAUGGAUGAUCCCAUUCCGCAAUUCUCGGCCGUAAUUCGAAACAUGGCCAAGCUGAACCUUGUCUACCUCCAUCUGGUUGAGUCAAGAAUCGCAGGCGGCUCUGAUGUGGAGGCAGCAGACCAGCUGAAUUUCGCAUACGACCUGUGGAACAGCACGAUCUUGGUGGCUGGAGGCUUCAAACCUGACACUGCACAAAGCUUGGUCGACAAGGAAUAUCCCGAGAAGGACAUCGUCGUGAUGUUUGGACGCUACUUCCUUGCGACACCAGAUCUUCCAUUCCGUGUACGCAACGGCAUCGAGCUCAACGAAUACAACCGUGCCACCUUUUACACUCCAAAGGCUCCUACUGGCUACAUUGAUUACCCUUUCAGCGACGAGUUCCUUGCAGCUUCAUAG